Hipposideros armiger (great roundleaf bat) is the source of this 3366-nucleotide messenger RNA. RefSeq names its product coiled-coil domain containing 82 (gene CCDC82). The record is from RefSeq and is a predicted model, not a curated record. Bases 833 to 2485 code for a protein of 550 amino acids. Lineage: Eukaryota; Metazoa; Chordata; Mammalia; Chiroptera; Hipposideridae. The transcript has 10 exons. Gene Ontology annotation, cellular component: nucleus.
AUAGCUUACGAGAGGGGCGGGGGAAGCCGCGCCACCCCGCGGGCCCGGAGAAGAAUUCCCGCGGGCGCUCUCGGGGUGGGGGAAACGGUCUUGAGAGCGUCUCCCCAGAAGGGCUGCUUGGCAUUCGCUGCAGCGGGCGGGGUGCAAGUUCCUUCCGCGGCGGGAACGUGGGCGGGGCUAAUAUGGGGCGCUCGAGUGCGGGUGAUGGCGCGCGUUUCUGGGUUUUCCGGACCCAUGUUUGUUUUCUAAGUGCGGAGCUCCUCUAGGGUCUCGGUUUGUGACGUCCAGCGCACGUCAUCCCGAAGGGUUGUUCCAGGGUCCCAUUUCCUAGCUACGGGGUUUCUCCCCGCUUCUGGAGGCGGAAUAGCGGAUCCGCGGGAGUCCUGCGCCGGGUGCCUGCGUCCCGCCAAAAGAGCCAGCAGUCACUGUAGCACUGGAAGGAAAAUCAAGAGACCUGGUUUCUAAUCCCUCCUCUGUCACUAACAAGCUCCGUGAUAUUCGCUUUGAUACUAUGGUUUGUAGAAAAUCUCUAGGAAUAUUCUGUGCUAUGGUGGAAAUAUUAGAAUAAUCAGCCUCAGAAGCCUCUUUGAAGGAGACAGCACUCAGUUGAAUACAUAGGCUCAUCUACAUGUAUUAUGAGGUCAGUCUCAUUACACUGUGAUCAUCUUUCUAGUUUCCCUAGCAACCACAGAAGUAUAUAAAUGCUCCUGUGUUACUGUUUUUCUAGUUAUCUUACUUGUCUCUUAGUGUUCCUUUAUUUGUGACAAUUUUAAUGGAGUUCAUCCUUUUCUGAAUCAGAAAUUUACAGAAUUUGUUUUCCUUUCUCAAUACCAUGCUCUGUUUCGCCAUGAAAACUUUUUCGUUUUGUCACCAGACUACAUUAUUGGAUUGUAAAAGCUUAAGUGAAGUGGCACAUGUUAAAAGACAUGAAACAAGGAAAAAUUCUAGAACUCAAGAGUGUGAGCAGAAAUCUCGACUUGAUUGGAGGCGGACUAGAAGAAGUAUUACCGCACAAAUAGCUGAUAGUGAUGAAGACCUUGAUAAUGAGGAAGAGCUUGAUAGUGAUGAAAAUGUUGACAAUAAUGACAGUGUUGACAGUGAUAAAGAGCUUUCUAGUAACAAGGAACUUGAUAGUAAUAAAAACCCAGAAAAUGAAGGAGAGCUUAAAUUAAUUAAAGUUGGAAGUGAAGGCAACGACUGUGAGCAUCUCAUUAACACUGGCAACGUUUCAACAUAUGAAGAAGAAGAAGAUAAAACUAAACAUAGUAGUAUUGACUUACCAGAUUGUGAAAAGCAUUCAAGUCAAGAGGUGGAGGAGCUCGACAAAAACACUGGACACAUAACAGAGGAGGAUUUAGAAGAAGAACAUAUUAAGCGAGGGUCGAGAAAAAGGGCCUUCUCUGUGAUGAAUGACAGUGAUGAGAGUGAUGACAGUGAUAUCCUAAUACCUAGAAAAGGAGGUGCUAAAUGUGUACGUAGAGUGGUUGAAGAUGAAGGUUCUUCAGCAGAGGUGGAGCAAAAACAACCUGAAAAAACUUCAGCUACAAAAAAGCGAGAACAAUUCCAGAAACUGCAAGAACUCUCAAAACAAAGAUCUCAUCAGAGACGCAAUAGUAGUAGAGGUUUUGAGGACUCAGAAAAGGAACCCUGUACAAACAGUGAUGAAGAUGAUGAUGAGGAGGAGGAGGAGGAGGAGGAGGAUUGUGAAUCUGAUGAAGAUGGAAAUGAUUAUGUGUUAGAUGGCUUUGUAGUACCAGAUAAAGAAGGUGACGAAGAGAAUAAUAGCCAGCAAGGCGAAAAAUUGACUACAUCACCACUGAAAUUAGUAAAACAGAAUUCUCUUUAUUCUUUCUGUGACCCCUCUACUCACUUCGAAAGAGUUGUGAAGGCUCUUCUGAUCAAUGCUUUCGAUAAAUCAUUUCUGGGAACAUUGUAUGAUGGCAUCAGGCAAAAAUCAUAUGCACAAGAUAUGUUGACAUCUCUUAAUCAUUUGGAUAACCACUUUGUUCAGCCUCGUCUAGAGAGCUUAUACUCUAGAAGUCGUUGGAAAGAGCAAUAUAAGGAGCGCAUAGCAAAUUAUCCUAAUGUAACUAAGCAAAUGACAAACGCUAAAGACUGUUGCUGUCAGGCUUGUGGAUUGCAUCGCCACUGUAAAUAUUUAGUGCGUUUAUCAGGAGCGUUAUAUGACACCAGGACUAUGGAAACAGAUGACUUCAUGUCACAUGAUAAACAGGUGUUCUUUGUUGGCAGAGUCUGUGCUGAACGCACCAAAAUUUAUCAUAAACUGAAGCAUUUUAAAUUCAAGCUGUACCAGGACUGUUGCUCAAUGGUAAAGACAGAAAAAGUUGAAGAUGAACAAGUUAAAGAAACAGUGGAAAGAAUUUUCAAUAAGUUAAAAGAAGAAUGCUGGAUUGAGGCGAAAUAUGAUGAACUUCAAAAAUAUCUGAAUGAUGCGGAUUGCUUUCAAGAUGAGAAGCUUGACUGAAUUGUAACACAUUUCCUUCAGAGAAGAUUUUAUAAAUUCCUGUAAAUGUGAAGAUCAUGAGUCUUGUUUCUCUGUAUCAUGUGACAUAUUUAUAUUUUUAUGUACAUCUUCAUGGCAAAAUAUCUUGUUUAAAAUAUAUAUUCAUCUUAAUUUCCAUGAAAUGGCACUCUACAGUCUAAUAAAGCUUUCAUCUGCUGUGCAUAGAAAGUAUAGGCUUAAUAAUUUUUAAGUGUAUUUUGAAGUUAUAUAACAAUGCCUUUAUAACAGAUGACUAUCAAGUGGAUGAGCUGCUCGUGUCCUGUCAGUUUAGUAGAAAAAUACUGCAUUUGUAAAAUGUAUUUAGACCAACACCGACAUGUAUUUAUUGCUGAAUCCCUGCCCAGAUCUGUUAAUUAUACUUUUUCAGCAUCAAAUGAUCUUCACUAAUAUGUUUUUUACUACUAUCAUUAUCCAAAUCAGUGGGCCAUGGAAGAAACCUCAAUGCUUCAGUCAGUUCAAUCCCAUUGCCUCAGAAUCAGACUGUAGCUUACCCAUUCUAAGUAGAGGAGUGCUUUUUUUCCUUUCCUAAAGUUUCCCUUAGAAAUAGAUUUUAGGCCUCAAGAGUCUUUCAAUGCUCACAUUAAGGAAUAACUUUAUGAUAUGUGUUUUCAUGCUUCAUAAUCAUUCUUUUUUCUAUUCAGUUUAGUCUAUGUGUUAAUGAUUAAGAUUUAUUUUGUUUAUUUUUAUCCAUAACUUUUCCCCUAUAAGUUUUUAUAUUGGAUCAGAAGAUCUCAGAGAGACAGAUUCAUCCUAAAAUAGUUUAAAUGAAUAUUUUGGCAUCUGCAUUGCUUUGCACAUAAAUUUUCCCAUAAUAUAAUAAAGUAAAAUGGUUUCAGAGUGAA